UCUCCUCUCAACGCAUUCUCUCUUCUUCGUCUUCUUCGCGCGAUCUCCCUCCUUCCCCCCCAACUCCGAAACCCUAACCCUAACCCUAACCCUAACCCUUAUCGCUAAUCCCUACCCCAGUUCCCCCGCAUCCGCUGCUCGUUCCCGUCGCUGCAGGGUUUCGGUUUUUUUGUUUUGGGCGAUUUCUGUUGGUGGAUCGGUGGAGUUGUUGCGAUUGCGGAGUCAAAUGCUAGAGGAGGAUCUGGUGGAGCUCAGAUUCCGGUUGUACGAUGGAUCGGACAUUGGCCCGAUGCGGUACUCGUCGUCCUCCACCGUCGCCAUGCUCAAGGAGAGGAUCGUCUCCGAGUGGCCGAAAGAUAAAAAGAUUGCCCCAAAAGCUGCUACUGAUGUGAAACUGAUAAAUGCGGGGAAGGUUUUAGAAAACAACAAAACCAUCGGUCAGUGCAAACCAGCUUUUGGUGAGUUACCUGGUGGUAUUAUCACCAUGCAUGUUGUUGUGCAGCCAUCAUCAAAUAAGACGAAAGAAAAGAAGAUUGAUGAGUUGCCGGAGAAGAAGACGCCGUGUUCUUGUUCCAUACUAUGAAGGGCACGACACCCCCGCCUCUUUUUCUCUUCGCCUCUAUUGCGAGCUCACGCCCGCUGUCCUAUAUAGUCUCUCAAUGUGUUGUCAAAAUGUAGCGAAAAAUUAGGGGGAAAAAAAGGAAAAAAAGGAGAAUAGAAUCACGACCACGAUUAAUGGAAUUGCUGGUUCAAAAAGGGGGUUGUUAUCUGUGUUGUAUUGUUUUGUACGUGUAUUAUUGUUUGUUGUUUGUUGUUGUUAUUGUUGUUAAUGAGAGAAGCAAGAGGAGAGCAUGUCGUCGGCUAUACA
This is a messenger RNA of Ananas comosus (pineapple), 868 nucleotides long. Its product is annotated as membrane-anchored ubiquitin-fold protein 4-like. NCBI's taxonomy places the organism in Eukaryota, Viridiplantae, Streptophyta, Magnoliopsida, Poales, Bromeliaceae. The coding region runs from base 227 to 583 and encodes 118 amino acids. The record is from RefSeq and is a predicted model, not a curated record. Gene Ontology annotation, molecular function: protein binding. The transcript is spliced from 4 exons.